GAAGAUGCAGCUGCUGUACAGUCACACCCAUUCUUUAAACAUGUAAAUUGGGAUGAUGUAUUGGCGCGAAGACUGGAGCCACCAAUCAAACCCAUAUUGCGAAGUGAAGAUGAUGUUUCACAAUUCGACACAAGGUUUACAAGACAAAUACCAGUUGAUUCCCCAGAUGAAACAACGCUCAGUGAGAGUGCCAAUUUAAUAUUUCAAGUAAGUGUAAUACGAACACUGCAAACAACUUAAUUUGAAAUGUAACAGUACUCUGCAUAAACAAAAGUAGGCAAACGCGAGUAACGAGUUAAGAAACAAUUUUCUAGAUAGGCCGCCUUGUCAUCGAUUUUAACAAUUGCGGAUUUUGAGGCUUGCUCGGCCAUUGCGCAUACAGUUAUCCAUGAAAUAAUAGAAGUACGAUGUUUUUCUUAUUUAAUGUUUAUUAUUUUUUUUAUAAAAGUCUAGCCGGUUAU
This is a messenger RNA of Rhagoletis zephyria (snowberry fruit fly), 461 nucleotides long. Its product is annotated as ribosomal protein S6 kinase beta-2-like. NCBI's taxonomy places the organism in Eukaryota, Metazoa, Arthropoda, Insecta, Diptera, Tephritidae. The record is from RefSeq and is a predicted model, not a curated record. Gene Ontology annotation, biological process: protein phosphorylation. Gene Ontology annotation, molecular function: protein serine/threonine kinase activity; ATP binding.